CGAGAGAGAGAGAGAGAGUAACCUCAUAAGAAGGGAAACUCAACCUCCAUAAUACAAAGUUGCAACCCAUCUUUUAGAAAAACUCAUCUCUCUCUCUCUCUCUCUCUCUCUCUCUUUCUAAGGCUUUGCAAUUUUUCUAUCUUGCAUUGCUCUUUGUGCUCAUGGAAGUCAACAUAACUAUUGCACCUGCAAGCCCACCAGCUCCUAGUACUGCAAACAACCACACACAAAAACACCAUCACUUACAUUCACAAAUCCAUAGCCAAAGCCAUCACCAUGGCAUUUUCUCUUCCACUUCCAUUCUUAUACUCGUCAUAUCCAUCAUCUUUAUUAUCCUCCUCCUCGCCAUAAUCCUAAUCAUUUUUCUGCUCAGAAGACUCAAAUCUGCUAAAAACAAUGGCAAUUGGAAGGAGCACAAUAGCAUGCACAACACAAGUCGCAGGUUCAUUGCUCACACCACUGUGAAUGUCAAUUCUAGCCCAGAUGUGAAGGGUGGGUGCCUUUAUGGAGGGAAUAAGGGAAGGACAGCACCACCUAAAGUUAGAGGGGUUCAAGUUUAUACGUACAAGGAGCUUGAAGUGGCCACAGGAAAAUUUAGUGAAGCAAAUAUAAUUGGUAAUGGAGGAUACGGAGUGGUGUAUAGAGGGGUCCUGAGUGAUGGGACCGUGGCGGCAAUUAAGAUGUUGCAUAGGGAAGGCAAGCAAGGGGAGCGUGCUUUCAGAGUUGAGGUGGAUCUGCUUAGCCGCUUACACUCUCCUUAUCUGGUGGAGCUACUUGGCUAUUGUGCUGACCAACAUCAUAGACUAUUGGUUUUUGAAUUCAUGUCUAAUGGUACACUCCAACACCACCUCCACCCCUCUCACAUUCAACAUAGGCCAUUGAAUUGGGGUACCCGAUUGAGGAUAGCCCUUGAUUGUGCUAAAGCCCUUGAGUUCCUCCACGAGCAUGCAAACCCAUCCCCAGUUAUCCACCGUGACUUCAAGUGCACCAAUGUUCUACUUGAUCAAAAUUUUUGUGCCAAGGUGUCCGAUUUUGGAUUGGCCAAGACAGGGUCAGACAAAAUCAAUGGUCAAAUUUCGACACGUGUUCUCGGGACCACUGGAUAUUUGGCACCAGAGUACGCUUCAACGGGUAAGCUUACUACAAAAUCAGAUGUGUAUAGCUAUGGUGUGGUACUCCUAGAGCUGUUAACAGGUCGCGUACCAGUUGACACGGAACGACCCACUGGAGAACAUGUCCUCGUCUCAUGGGCUCUUCCACGAUUAACCAACAGAGAAAAAGUAAUGGAAAUGGUUGAUCCGGCUCUACAGGGCCAGUAUUCAAAGAAGGAUCUAGUUCAGAUAGCCGCUAUUGCAGCUGUGUGUGUGCAACCAGAAGCAGAUUAUCGGCCUCUAAUGACUGAUGUUGUGCAGUCACUAAUCCCUCUAAUCAAAAACCUCUCUUCUGUUUCUUCCUCUAGUUCCUGUAGAUUUCUAAGUCAAACAGUAAGUCCCAGUUGUUAGGGGCUACAUUGAAAACUGUGUGAUCAAGCUGUCGCAGUAACUCUAAGCUGGUUCUUGUGAGAACUGAGUGACAACCAUCCUACAAUUUCACAGUGAAAAAUAAAACCUUUAUCUUUCAAAUAUAAACUUUCAAAAUGUGCAACAUUCUCCUCUCUACCAUACAAAAGAAGAUCUUGUCAUUUCCUCCAAGGUGAUCAUAGCAGGCUCGCUUGAUUUUUUCAGUUUCUUCUGAGACCCUAAUAUUACAUUUUGUAGUAUAACAGCUGCAGUAGAGACAGCAAUUGCUUUUAGAUUUCUAAACCUUGACUAGAGCUUUUGCAAUAUAAACAUAGCAGUUUCAUGCAUGGGAUCUUGUAAGCAGAAUUCCAUACUUGAAAAUUGUACUCAUAAAUCUGAACUUGAAGGUCAAAGGCAGCUUGGGGCACUUAGGCCUGGUACAGAAGCUGUGAUUCUCCUUUGAGCAUGUAUCUUCAGUAACAAUUUUUUGUAGAUUAAUUUAUAUAUGUUGUUCAGACA
This is a messenger RNA of Quercus robur (English oak), 2018 nucleotides long. Its product is annotated as probable serine/threonine-protein kinase PBL7. Bases 162 to 1502 code for a protein of 446 amino acids. Gene Ontology annotation, molecular function: protein kinase activity; ATP binding. Gene Ontology annotation, biological process: protein phosphorylation. NCBI's taxonomy places the organism in Eukaryota, Viridiplantae, Streptophyta, Magnoliopsida, Fagales, Fagaceae. The transcript has 6 exons. The record is from RefSeq and is a predicted model, not a curated record.